Radiomyces spectabilis is the source of this 1116-nucleotide messenger RNA. Its product is annotated as ribonuclease H-like domain-containing protein. The transcript has a single exon. Gene Ontology annotation, biological process: DNA replication, removal of RNA primer. Bases 117 to 884 code for a protein of 255 amino acids. The record is from RefSeq and is a predicted model, not a curated record. Lineage: Eukaryota; Fungi; Mucoromycota; Mucoromycetes; Mucorales; Radiomycetaceae. Gene Ontology annotation, molecular function: nucleic acid binding; RNA-DNA hybrid ribonuclease activity; magnesium ion binding.
CUAAAAUUCCAGGUCACACUUGUCCUCUGUGAUUUCUCAACCUUUCCUUUCCUUAAACACUCGUCGGCAUCAUUUUCAACCUCAUUCGUCAUCGCACCCAUCGGUUAUCAUUGACGAUGAAAAAGCAAUACUACUAUGCAGUCAACGUGGGACGCAGUCGAGGAGUUUUCCAAACUUGGAAUGAGUGCAAAGAUCAGGUCCAGGGAUACCCGGGUGCCAAGUACAAAAAGUUUGAAACUUUUCAAGAAGCCAAACAAUUCUCAGAAGGCACCAAUGCACCAACUUUCCGAUCGGGAUACAUACAUGUAGUAGAAGAGAGUCCUGCACCUACACCAGAUCAUCCCACAAUACCUGUCGUCAAACGACGAGCACAAGACGAUCAUUAUGCCCGCCCUGCAAAGAAACAGACAGCCGUCGAUUCAACGGAUGCCGUCGUCGUAUACACCGACGGUGCCACGGCGGGUAAUGGUCGCGCAGGGGCUCGUGCAGGUUAUGGUGUGUAUUGGGGAGAACAGGAUCCACGGAAUGUGAGCGAGCGUUUACCUGGACCUCGACAGACAAAUCAACGUGCCGAAAUUACGGCGGUUAUUUCAGCUCUUGAGCAAGCACAACACGAAAGAAAGCCGCUUCACAUCAAAACCGAUUCGAUGUACGUGAUCAAUGCAGCCACCAGCUGGAGUAAGUCUUGGAUCAAGAACAAUUGGAAAACAUCGACUGGCAAACCCGUGGAGAAUCGAGACUUGUUGGAAAGAUUACUGCAUUUGGUGGAUUCGAGAGCUGGGAAAACAGAGUUCAUCCAUGUACGAGGUCAUUCCGGCCACCACGGCAAUGAAAGGGCAGAUCAACUUGCCGUCGCAGGCGCUUGCCUACCGCCAAAGCGAUAAUGUGGUUCCUAAUCGUUGCAUCAUGCUGUUUAUCACAAAUUCAUCAUUAGUUUACGAUUCAACAUCAAAUUAUUUCUGGUUUACUUCCUGCGCAAUUAUCAAUGCCCUUGUUCAUAAAAAUAGAUCUUUACAGUCACCGUUUAGCACAGAACUGGAUUCUUUUGCCAAUUGACUAUCACCCUUUCCAAUUAUUAAAAUCCAUCAAAUAAAGUAUAUCGCCACACUUGCAUCC